Molecule: messenger RNA, 831 nt
Organism: Bipolaris oryzae ATCC 44560
Lineage: Eukaryota; Fungi; Ascomycota; Dothideomycetes; Pleosporales; Pleosporaceae
Exons: 2
Coding region: 1-831 (276 amino acids)
Molecular function (GO): oxidoreductase activity, acting on the CH-OH group of donors, NAD or NADP as acceptor
Source: RefSeq, a predicted model, not a curated record
AUGACCAUGAGACCGCGGCACAUACUCGUCACAGGCGGGAGUCGCGGCAUCGGUCUCUCCAUCGCCCAGCUAUUUGCAAAAAACGCAUAUAGAUGCACCCUCAUAUCACGCUCAGAGGAAAAUCUCCAAACCGCCAUCUCAUCAUUACACCCUCUAACAACACCCCAUGCCCAAUCAACCUCACCAGACGCAAACUCCGCCCAAUACCAACAUAGAUACAUAGCAGCCAACAUAUCCGACGGCCCAUCCUUCUGGUCCGCCCACACCUUCGGCGCCCACCUCCCCAAACCACCCCGGGACGCACCUCCCACCCACCCCUCGCACAUCGACGUAGUCGUAAACUCCGCCGGCAUAACCCAAGCCAAGCUCUUCGUCAUGCUCAACGAAACCACCAUCGAUCAACUCAUCACCACCAACCUAACCGCCAUAAUGCACGGCACCAAGUUCUUGCUUCGCAAUGGCUAUAUGCGCAGCCCCAAGUCUGAAACUUCGGGACCCAGCCCGACCAUCAUCAAUGUGGCGUCGCUGCUGGGUCUGCAGGGCGGAUACGGUGCAGUUGCUUAUGCGUCGUCGAAAGCGGGUGUGCUGGGUUUUACGCGCGCGCUGGCGACUGAGUAUGCGAGUCAUAAGGUGCGGGUUAAUGCUAUUGUGCCGGGUUAUGUCGACACGGAUAUGACAAAAGAUCUCAACUCUACCGAAAUCCAACAGCGGAUUCCGCUGGGUCGGUUUGGGACGCCGGAGGAAAUUGCGCAUGCGGCGCUGUUUCUUGCGGAAAAUCAGUAUGCGCAUAAUUGUGUGAUUAAUCUGGAUGGGGGGUUAUCUGCCGUCUGA